AUAUUUACAUAUUCAUCUAUGCUCUUUUAAUUAAAAGAUUGUUUCAAGUUUACAAACUUGCAAUCUAAGUGUAUUUUAAUUAAAUUGUUUUCUGAUGCUUAACCCUUAGCCUGCUAAAUUUCUAUAAUGGACUGGUCCAUCUUUCAAUUAGGAUAGUACCAUUUACUGUUAAAAGGGGUGUUUACCAAAAAGAUACUGACUGAAUGGCGAACAGUGCAGACCAUGAUCACACUGCACGGAUGUGCAGGCUGAUCUUGGUCUGCACUGGUCGCAAAGGCAGAAUAAACUUGCCACCAGCAGGCUAAGUGUUAAUCUUCUUUUUUGUAAUACUCUCGAAUAUUUGUCGAAAAUCAAACACACAAGGAGAUUCUGUAUGAUACAGUAUAAGACAGGUAUAUGCGUAUUAUAUAAUAAAAGAUUACAGGAAAAUGCAUGUGUCAGAGUUAACUAAAUACAAAUUAGACCUUUUGCGUCGUGAAAACUUGUCAUCAGUAUGGUGGUUGAUCUCUGCCAUUUCGUUUUAGCGUGAUGGCGCGUUUGAAUGGCACCAACACGACAAACAUGCGCACAAAUACGACAAAUAUCGUAUUUGCCGUAUCGGCGCGCUUAUUUUCUCGUUUGCCAUGUUGUCGUGUUGGCACCAAAAUGAACGACAGAGGUCAGCCACACUACAUCGAGGUUGAUCAAUAGAUUCAAUACAAUACUUAAUGAUCUUCUUAAAGCAGCAUGCCUCAAGAUCGUUCGACAACAAAUAAAAUAUAUUUUUAGAUAUCUUGAAAUAAAUGCUAUAUUUCUUAAGAAGGCUUUAAAACUUAAUUACUGACAAACUUUAUGUUACGGAAACACAUGAGAAUUUGCUGUUUUUACUACUUUUUACGACGAAAAUCGAAAAGCGUUUGUCACGCUUUUACUCCAGAUAUUUAUUUCAGCGGCAAAAGACAUCAUGAAGAAUCACCUUGCAGCAAUGAUAGUUUAUGGACUGGUAAUGAGAAACAUUGAAGUAGCGAAGACUGUAGAAGUGGAUGAAUCCUGCACAAUGAUUCCUCAUAAGUAUAUAGACGCGAUGGUGUCAUUUCUGAAGAUACUGUCGGACUAUACAAGAACAGGGAACUCAGUGAAAAUUGUUAUAAAAAGUGAGGAAGGUGAAUACGACUUGAUUUUAACGACUCUGUUAACGUUAAACGACAACUGCAAAGUUGAGGACAAAGUAGAUGAGGAGAGUGAAGUCGACAGUGUGAGAUGUCAGUUCAAACAUCUGUUAGGAACAUUCAACGUUGAACUUAGUGCGCAACAGCACACAGACGACAAUAUAUUCGUAUUACUUGUGAAGAUUGAAACUGACCAAAGACCACCCAAACUUACGGAACUGUGUACGCAGGCCACCUCCAAAUGUGGAAUAUCAAUACCAAUAACUACAACAUGCAGACAAUCAUUCUGUGCAAAAUGCAAACAGUUGUCUUGGCUUUCAAAAAACAAUGGAACAACAACAGCACAAAAUGAUCAUACAUUUUCUACAACAAAGAUAAAAGCCACUGACGAAGGGUUGCAAGUUUCAGAUAUAGUUAUUUCAAGUAUAUCGUCUUUCCUCGGUGGUGUCUUAUGCACGUUGUUCACGCUGUUUGUGUACCGAUUCAUCUUACAAAGGUAAAAGUCUGAUUAUAGAGACUACUUUGCUUAUUAAAUAAAUACUGAUUU
Mercenaria mercenaria is the source of this 1695-nucleotide messenger RNA. RefSeq lists its product as uncharacterized. The record is from RefSeq and is a predicted model, not a curated record. Lineage: Eukaryota; Metazoa; Mollusca; Bivalvia; Venerida; Veneridae. Bases 944 to 1648 code for a protein of 234 amino acids. The transcript has 6 exons.